Salpingoeca rosetta is the source of this 3114-nucleotide messenger RNA. RefSeq lists its product as uncharacterized. The coding region runs from base 160 to 2760 and encodes 866 amino acids. The transcript has 17 exons. The record is from RefSeq and is a predicted model, not a curated record. Gene Ontology annotation, biological process: regulation of transcription by RNA polymerase II; protein demethylation. NCBI's taxonomy places the organism in Eukaryota, Choanoflagellata, Craspedida, Salpingoecidae. Gene Ontology annotation, molecular function: transcription coregulator activity; histone demethylase activity.
CACACGUCGCACACGUCGCACACGUCGCACACGGCGCACACGGCGCACACACACACACACGCGCGCGCGCCUCACACACACGCCUCGGACGGACGGACAGACAGACAAACAGCAGCGUUAGGGUUAGGUGGUGUUGUGGCACCAGUCACAGUCGCGGAGAUGGAAGAACAAGGGGCUUUGUCGCAGACGCAAAGCAGCUGCAACACCCGUGACGCAGGUGACGCACCACGAAGCACAGAGCAACAGCAGGGCAGUGCCAAGACAGAAGCAGCAUCUGGAUGGAGCAACCCGCUGACACAGCAGGAGCAAGGACAGGAGCAGGAGCAAGGGCAGGAAGAGAACGGGGUGACUGCGCUGUGGGACGCGUGGAAGCAGGAAGACUGGUCCAACGAGGCAGAGGAGGAUGAGGCAGCGGACGCUGGCGACCACGAAGAUGAAGAGAGCAGCAGCUCGAGCAACACUGGUGAGAGCAGCGAGACCAAGGAAAAGGUUGCCUCUCCUUCACAAGCGAAGCAAACAGACAGCCCCGCCGACGACGACGGUAAGGUGGUGGCGGCGGUGGAUAGGAUUCCGGACACCCAUGCAGACCAAGGGCGCGAUCAAAGCCCCAUUGAGCAGCAGCAGCAGCCACCGCCACAAGGUGACCGGUCUGACGAGUCUGAAGCGGCUGCACCGCCCAAACUCCGUCUCAAGCUCCGUCUUCAAAAAGCGCCAUCCAACGAAACCGACGACACCAGCACACCAGCACCAGCACCAGCAGCAAUAGCAGCAGCAACAACGACACCAGAAGCAACAAAAGCACCAGCACCAGCACCAGUCCCAGCGCAAGCGACGCCCGCUGCACAGGCCAUGUCGGCUGCUUCGGCCCCGGCCGCUGCGGAGCUGUAUUGCACCUGCAGACAGCCGUACGACGGCGUGUCGUUCAUGAUCGAGUGCGACGCAUGCCGCGAAUGGUUCCACGGCAGGUGCGUCGGUGUUGAAGCCGCCAAUGCCAACUACAUUGACGCGUACAUCUGCCCCAAGUGUCAAGCCGCAACAGGACGCGAGACAACCUGGCUGCACCGCCCUGCGGACUGCGGCAAGCUCCUGCGCCAGCGCCACUACGUCAACUACAACAUCACAUCAGACCCGCUGGAUGUGUUUGAUCGGGUGGACUACGUUGCGCGACUCAAGAAACGCGACAAGCGGUUCAAGAGCGCCGACGAGGUGAUGGAGGUGGUGGAAGAUGGGUCCGCAGUGCCAACUGAGCACUUCUGGAACACAGGCUUCAAGCGUCCAAUCAAAGUGAAGACUUCCAAGUCCCUUGGUCUCAGAAUAAGCCCAGACAUGUCAUGGGAAAAGGUGCGCGAUGCUGUCGGGGCAGCGUACCCGAUUGCGGUGAUUGACGUGGCGACGCAGCGCACUCUCCCCGGCACCGUCCAACUCGGCGACUGGGUCGAGUACCUCAGGACGCCAGCGCACGAGCGAAAGCGGACACUGAAUGUGAUCAGCCUAGAGUUUUCGUCCACCACGCUGCGGGAGCACGUGCUCGCACCACGGCCCGCCCGCGACCUCGACUGUAUUGACACCUGCUGGAUUGACGAUCCUACAGGCGCCGUCGGCAAGCCACAGGUGCAGUACUACUGCCUGAUGGGCCCGAGUGGCGCCUGGACAGACUUCCACAUCGACUUUGGCGGCACUUCCGUCUGGUACCACGUGUACAAGGGCCAGAAGGUGUUUUACUUCAUUGAACCGACCGAAGAGAACUUGGCGAAAUACGUGCAGUGGACCAGCGAUCCGCACCAGAGCAAGAAAUUCCUUGCUGACAACGUUGACGCGUGCUACAAGUGCAUCGUGAACGAGGGAGAGACACUCCUCAUUCCAUCUGGGUGGAUCCACGCUGUGCACACCCCGCAGGACUCGCUCGUCUUUGGUGGAAACUUCCUCCACUUCCUCGCCCUUGACAUGCAGCUCAGGGUGUAUGGGAUUGAGCGACAGCUGGCUGUUGACGGGCUGUUUCGGUACCCGCACUUUGAGUGGACAAGCUGGUGCAUGGCAAACCACAUCGCGCAAACCCCUUGGUCGCCGCAGGAACUGUCUGCCCUCCAGCCGGGCAUUCACACACUCGUCUCCGCGCUCAAGCGCUGGCUCAAGAGCAAACACAACGCACAGAAGCCGCCGCCAUCCAUCGACGCCACACACGUGCUGACGCGGCUGCAGGCGCUGGAGGGCGGGGCAGCACGACCAGCGCCCGUCACGCUCAAGCUGAAGAUGAAGCCUGUGAAGCCACCACCAUCACCCCCAUCAGCAUCGUCAUCGGCUGUGGUUGAUAGCGGUACGGGAACACGUGUUGGUGCGAAUGGUGGCAAUGCGAACACGACGACAACAACGACGAUGGGUGACCGUCCGCUCAAGCUCAAGAUGAAGAUGAAGAUGAAGAUGAACGAGGAUGGUGAUGGUGGUGAUGAUGCAUCGGGUGCCAGUGCAACAGCCACGACAGCGCCGAAGGUGAAGCUGAAGAUGAAAGCACCACGACGGCCCAGCCGUGAUGACGAUGAUGGCGAUGAUGGCGACGGUGAUGGACAGCCACGAGCGAAGAUGGCCAAACAUGUUGCUGGGCCGGGCACAACAGCAGCGAAGACACCGGAGAAGAAAACGUCGAAGCAACCCGGAGGCAAGGCAAGGGCAGCAGCUGUGAGUGCGGGCAAGACGACGGUGAAGAAGAAGAAGGGCAAGCGUCUCACGCUCAUGCAGCGUCUCAACAGGAUGGGGAGGAGAUGAGGCUAAGCGACCAAAGGACAACUAAGUGCCUGCGUGUUCAUAUAUGUGUGUGUGUGUUCACAUGUGUGUAUUCAUGUGUGUGUGUGUGUGUGUUUCGCGCAUCGUGCUGCUUAAUGGCCCACCACUCCCGCGCUUGUUUCAUACGAUGGCUUGCAGCUCUGUGUCUUCAACACGCUGCAGCUUAUGAUUAUGCCAACAUUAGACAUCCGCAAGGGCGGGCAUGUGCAUGCCACCUGUGUGAUCACAUCCAUCCCAUUGCCAUACACACACACACUUGUCGUGGCAUUUCAUUGAGGGAUGAUGAUACAUGGUGGACAAGCAAAACACCCGGCGCGGUGCGCGGUUGUGAACAAG